AUGCCACCAGCAUCCCCCUUGGCAAUCGCCACCUCCGCAGUGCAAAGACUCGUCAAGGAAGAGGCAUCCUACCACCGCGAGCUCGAGCAACAGACAAAACGCCUCCAGAAGCUUGAGUCAGAGGGCCCAGGCGAUAACGAUGAAGGGAACCAUGCCUUUUUGAUAAAACAAGAGCGCCAAGCUGUCGACGAGACCAAGGCAGUAUUUCCAAUGUUGAAAGAGAAGAUUUCGGAUUCUGUUGCGAAGCUUGAGCAUUUGAUCGUUGAAGAAGGAAACAAAGGAGAUAAUAGCAACGUCGAGCAACUCACUGCUGCCAAAGAGGCGAUUUCAUCAGCCAAGACUGCUAUGAGAGAGAUUGCUUAA
Talaromyces marneffei is the source of this 363-nucleotide messenger RNA. RefSeq lists its product as uncharacterized. The coding region runs from base 1 to 363 and encodes 120 amino acids. The transcript has 3 exons. Gene Ontology annotation, molecular function: beta-tubulin binding. Gene Ontology annotation, cellular component: cytosol; microtubule cytoskeleton. Gene Ontology annotation, biological process: tubulin complex assembly; post-chaperonin tubulin folding pathway. Lineage: Eukaryota; Fungi; Ascomycota; Eurotiomycetes; Eurotiales; Trichocomaceae. The record is from RefSeq and is a predicted model, not a curated record.